AUGGAGAGCCGCGGCGGGACUCCCCCGGCUGGGGCGUUUGGGGCGGCGGCUGAGUCACCACAGUGCCCGCUGCCGCCGGGGGCCGAGGGCAUGGCGGAGGCGGCGGAGCCCGACGGGGCGGCCGAGGGCGCUGGGAGCGGCAGCGGUGGCGAGGACGGGGCCGCGCCGCGGCGGGCUCUGCGGACAGUGUACGUGCGCAGCGAGAGCUCCCAGGGCGGCGCGGCGGGCGGCCAGGAGGCGGGGGCGCGGCAGUGCUUGCUGCGGGCCUGCGAGGCCGAGGGCGCCCACUUCACCUCUGUACCGUUCGGAGAGCUUGACUUCGGGGAGACGGCUGUGCUCGACGCCUUCUACGAUGCAGAUGUCGCCGUGGUGGACAUGAGUGAUGUCUCCAGACAGCCUUCGCUCUUUUACCAUCUCGGGGUCCGAGAAAGCUUUGACAUGGCCAAUAAUGUGAUCCUGUACCAUGACACCGACGCCGACACUGCUCUUUCAUUGAAGGAUAUGGUGACCCAGAAAAACACAGCAUCUAGCGGAAAUUAUUAUUUCAUCCCGUACAUCGUGACACCGUGUGCUGAUUAUUUCUGCUGCGAGAGUGACGCCCAGAGGCGUGCCUCCGAGUACAUGCAGCCCAACUGGGACACCAUCCUGGGCCCGCUGUGUGUGCCUCUGGUGGACAGGUUUAUAAGCCUCCUCAAGGACAUCCACGUGACCUCAUGUGCUUACUACAAAGAAACCUUGUUAAACGACAUCCGGAGAGCCCGAGAGAAAUACCAGGGUGAUGAGCUGGCCAAGGAGCUGGCUCGGAUCAAGCUCCGCAUGGACAACACCGAGGUUCUGACCCCAGACAUCAUCAUUAAUUUACUGCUGUCUUACCGUGACAUCCAGGACUAUGAUGCUAUGGUGAAGCUGGUAGAAACACUAAAAAUGCUGCCUACGUGUGACUUGGCUGAUCAGCAUAACAUUAAAUUCCAUUAUGCAUUUGCACUGAACAGGAGGAACAGUGCCGGUGACCGUGAGAAGGCUCUGCAGGUCAUGCUCCAGGUUCUGCAGAGCUGUGAUCACCCGGCCCCCGACAUGUUGUGCCUGUGUGGGAGGAUCUACAAGGACAUCUUCUUGGAUUCGGAGUGCAAGGAUGGCAUCAGCCGAGACCGCGCCAUUGAGUGGUAUCGCAAAGGAUUUGAGCUCCAGUCAUCUCUGUAUUCGGGAAUUAACCUGGCAAUUUUGCUGAUAGUUGCGGGACAGCAAUUUGAAACUUCCAUCGAACUAAGGAAAAUAGGUGUCCGGCUAAACAGUUUGUUGGGAAGAAAAGGGAGCCUGGAGAAAAUGAACAAUUACUGGGACGUGGGUCAGUUCUUCAAUGUCAGCAUGUUGGCCAACGAUGUCGGGAAGGCCGUCCAGGCAGCAGAGAGGUUGUUCAAACUGAAACCGCCAGUCUGGUACCUCCGAUCAUUAGUUCAGAACUUGUUAUUAAUUCAGCGCUUCAGGAAACCCAUUAUUGAACAUUCACCCAGGCAAGAACGGCUUAACUUCUGGUUAGAUAUAAUAUUUGAGGCAACAAAUGAAGUUACCAAUGGACUCAGAUUUCCAGUGCUGGUGAUCGAACCAACCAAAGUGUACCAGCCUUCGUAUGUCUCUAUAAACAGUGAGGCCGAGGAGAAGACCGUUUCCCUGUGGCAUGUCUCACCCACAGAAAUGAAACAAAUUCAUGAAUGGAAUUUUACAGCUUCUUCCAUUAGGGGAAUAAGCAUAUCCAAGUUUGAUGAACGGUGUUGUUUUCUUUAUGUCCAUGAUAAUUCUGAUGACUUUCAAAUCUACUUCUCCACUGAAGACCAGUGUAGUAGGUUUUGCUCUUUGGUCAAAGAGAUGAUAAGCAACACAAUGGGUAGUGCGCUGGAGCUAGAGGGCGAAACCGAUGGGGACACCUUAGAGUAUGAGUAUGACCACAAUGCCAAAGGCGACAGGGUCGUGCUGGGGAAAGGCACGUAUGGGAUCGUGUAUGCCGGAAGAGACCUGAGCAACCAAGUGCGAAUAGCCAUCAAGGAAAUCCCAGAGAAAGACAGCAGGUACUCACAGCCACUGCAUGAGGAGAUAGCCCUGCAUAAGUACCUCAAGCACCGCAAUAUCGUUCAGUACCUGGGCUCGGUCUCGGAGGACGGCUACAUUAAGAUAUUUAUGGAGCAAGUGCCUGGAGGAAGCCUUUCUGCUCUUCUGCGAUCAAAAUGGGGGCCAAUGAGGGAGCCCACCAUCAAGUUUUACACCAAGCAAAUCCUGGAAGGCCUCAAGUAUCUCCACGAAAACCAGAUUGUGCACAGAGACAUCAAGGGCGAUAAUGUUCUGGUGAAUACCUACAGUGGCGUGGUGAAAAUCUCGGAUUUUGGAACCUCCAAGCGUCUUGCAGGAGUGAAUCCGUGCACCGAGACUUUCACAGGCACUCUGCAGUACAUGGCACCUGAGAUCAUCGACCAAGGACCACGAGGGUACGGCGCCCCCGCUGAUAUCUGGUCCCUGGGCUGCACCAUCAUUGAGAUGGCCACCAGCAGGCCUCCGUUCGAUGAGCUCGGCGAGCCGCAGGCAGCCAUGUUCAAAGUGGGGAUGUUUAAGAUCCACCCUGAGAUCCCAGAAGCCCUUUCAGCUGAUGCCAGAGCCUUCAUUUUAUCCUGUUUUGAACCUGACCCCCACAAACGUGCCACUGCUGCCAAGCUGCUCACAGAGAGUUUCUUAAGGCAGGUGAACAAGGGCAAGAAGAACCGAAUUGCUUUCAAGCCAGCAGGUACCCGGGGCAUCACCCUGGCCCUGCCCAUGUCUGGGGACCCCAUGGGCAGCAGCAGCAGCAACCACGGUUCUGUCUCCCCGGACUCUGAUGCGCAUAUGGAUGCGUUCUUCGAGAAGGCCCGGGCACCCAAGCACCAGGUCCACCACCUGCUUAGUGUCCCAGAUGAGAGCUCAGCCUCAUCCCCGGAGGACAGGGACCCCGGCCUCUUCCUGCUGCGCAAGGACAGUGAGCGCCGCGCCAUCCUGUACAAAAUCCUCUGGGAGGAGCAGAACCAGGUGGCUUCCAACCUGCAGGAGUGUGUGGCCCAGAGUUCAGGAGACCUGCAUCUCUCAGUCGGCCACAUCAAGCAAAUAAUUGGGAUCCUGAGGGACUUCAUCCACUCCCCGGAGCACAGAGUGAUGGCAUCCACGAUAUCAAAGCUAAAGAUGGACCUGGACUUUGACAGCUCGUCCAUCAGUCAGAUUCAUCUGGUACUGUUUGGAUUUCAGGAUGCUGUAAAUAAAGUUUUGAGGAACCAUUUAAUCAGGCCCCACUGGAUGUUUGCCAUGGACAACAUCAUCCGUCGAGCGGUGCAGGCUGCAGUCACCAUUCUCAUCCCAGAGCUCCGAGCCCACUUCGAGCCCACGUCAGAGACCGAAGGGGUGGAGGACACAGAUGAGGUGGAAGACGACUAUCCCCCGGCAGACCUGGCGGGAAGCGCCCCCCAGCCGCACCAGCAGCACCUGAGCCUCCAGCUGGGCGAGCUCCGACAAGAAACCAACAGACUUCUGAAACACCUAGUUCAGAAAGAGAGAGAGUACCAGAAUCUUCUACGGCAAACCUUAGAGUGGAAAACUCAAGAAUUAUACCAUCUUCAGUUACAGUUCAAAUCUAAUGAGACUCCAGAGAACCCAGCGUCCUCUCCUGGGUCUCAUGGGCAGAAAACCGAUAAAGAGCUUGUAGACUGGUUACAAGAGAAAGGAGCAGAUGCGAGUACAAUAGAAAAGAUUGUUGAAGAGGGUUAUACGCUUUCUGAUAUUCUAAACGACAUCACUAAGGAAGAUCUAAGACACCUUAGACUACGUGGCGGGCUCCUCUGCAGGCUCUGGACAGCAGUCUCCCAGUACAGAAGAAAGGCUCGGGGGUCCCUGGCAUCCCAAGAUGGGGCUGGACCAGUCGGUUAAGCCAGGGGAUAGAAGAAGCCAAGGGCUGACAUCCUUUUUUGUUUAAACUUCU
This is a messenger RNA of Hyaena hyaena (striped hyena), 3988 nucleotides long. RefSeq names its product mitogen-activated protein kinase kinase kinase 15 (gene MAP3K15). Bases 1 to 3936 code for a protein of 1311 amino acids. Gene Ontology annotation, biological process: cellular response to stress; MAPK cascade; protein phosphorylation. The transcript is spliced from 30 exons. The record is from RefSeq and is a predicted model, not a curated record. NCBI's taxonomy places the organism in Eukaryota, Metazoa, Chordata, Mammalia, Carnivora, Hyaenidae. Gene Ontology annotation, molecular function: MAP kinase kinase kinase activity; ATP binding.